GAAGAUAAACCCUCUGGUGGACCAACUGACUGAGGUGUGAAAGAGAAAAAGUGAAAGACUUCAGACUUCAAACCUCUACAUUGUCUUUAAACCCCCAAAUAGCCAUGGAGCAAGAACUUCAACAGUGCAUUUCCUUGGAUGGGAACAGUCUCACAACAGCAGACCUGGUUAGCUUGGGCAAAGGGCUCGUCAAGAUAAAGCUUACCCCAGAGGCAGAGGAACAUAUAAAACGGUCAAGAGAAGUAGUUGAUGAUAUUAUUGCACAAAACAAAGUCGUUUAUGGAAUCAACACAGGUUUUGGAAAACAUGCUGAUAAAGUCAUAUCAAAGGAGAAACUCAAAGAGCUACAGAAAAAUCUGGUCUUCUCCCAUGCAGCAGGUGUGGGCAAUCCGUUGAGCCCCGAGAGAACCAGGAUGCUUCUGGCUCUGAGGAUCAACGUUCUGGCCAAAGGACACAGCGGCAUCUCCUUGGAAGCCGUCUACACGAUGAUCGAGGCUUUCAACACUUCCUGUCUGUCCUUCGUGCCUGAGAAGGGGACGGUUGGUGCCAGCGGAGACCUCGCCCCCCUGUCCCACCUGGCCCUGGGACUCAUGGGAGAGGGAAAGAUGUGGUCGCCAAAGACUGGCUGGGGCGAGGCCAAAAGCGUACUGGAGGCUCAUGGACUAAAACCUCUCUCACUGAAGGCAAAAGAGGGCCUGGCUCUGAUAAACGGGACUCAGAUGAUCACAUCUCUGGGUGCAGAGGCUGUGGAGAGAGCCCUGGCCAUCGCCAGACAGGCUGACAUCAUCGCUGCUCUCACCCUGGAGGUGCUGAAGGGGACGACCAAGGCCUUCCACAGCGAUAUUCACGCAGUGCGGCCCCAUCCGGGUCAGAAUCUGGUGGCCUGGAGGUUUCGCUCUGUGCUGGACUCCGACGUCUUCUGCUCUGAGAUCACAGAGAAACACAGACCCAAACAGAGAGUGCAGGAUGCAUACUCCCUGCGUUGCAGCCCGCAGGUCCAUGGUGUGGCCAACGACACCAUUGCUUUUGUGAAGAACAUCAUAUCAACUGAGAUGAACAGUGCCACGGACAACCCUUUGGUUUUUCCAGAACGAGGCCUGAUUAUAUCAGGAGGAAAUUUCCACGGUGAAUACCCAGCCAAGGCCCUGGACUACCUGGCCAUUGGGAUGCAUGAGCUGGCCUCCAUCAGUGAGAGGAGGAUCGAGCGUCUCUGUAACCCAUCUCUGAGUGAAUUGCCUGCCUUCCUGGUCAAUGAAGGGGGUCUGAACUCAGGGUUCAUGAUCGCACACUGUACUGCUGCGGCUCUAGUGUCGGAGAAUAAAGUGCUGUGCCACCCCUCUUCUGUGGACUCCUUGUCCACCAGCGCUGCCACUGAGGACCACGUGUCCAUGGGAGGCUGGGCAGCCAGGAAGGCCCUGAGAGUGGUGGAGCAUGUGGAGCAAGUUCUGGCCAUCGAGCUCCUGGCUGCCUGUCAAGCCCUAGAAUUUCAUCGGCCCCUGAAGACCACGCCCCCCCUGGAGGAGGUCCAUCAGCUCAUGCGCUCAGUCGUCAGGCCAUGGGACAGUGACCGUUUCAUGAAUCCUGACAUCGAGGCGUCUCACAAACUCCUGAGAGAGAAGAAGGUGUGGGAAGCAGUCCAUCCAUACAUGGAGCAAUACAGAGAGAGACAUGGACCGAAUCCAUCUGAGCAGGGGGAAGACAUGAGCCAGCUUUUCUGCUCUAAAUGAGUCACUGUCUCAUCAAAGUACCACUGCUGAACACUAAUACACAUUCCUAUAGUUAUAGACUAUAGUUUUGUACUGUAUCUGCAGUGGUUAAACUUAUAUAAUAUCUGGCACUUAAAAUGCCAUUUUUACAGCAUCAUUAUAUGUAAUAAAUAAAUGGAAAUGUAUUUGUGAUUUGGAAUGUGAUUUGGAAUUUCAGGUGCUUUUAAACAAAUUGUCGAUGUGACAAUGAAAUCACUAUUUAAGGUCUGUUCAUUUCCAUUUCCUUGUUUCAAUGUGCAGUUACAGCUUCACAUACCUUUUCUAUGCAAAUAUGCAGCAUAUGGAUGAAUAUCUGAGUUCAACCUUUCUCCACGGUUGUGAACAUUUAUAAAUUCUGCUCAUUACUCUAGUCAGCACCAUUAUUUUCCAUUUAUAAACACGUUUUCAUUGCAAUGACAUGUUAAUUAAUUAUGCAUGCCCUGUUAGGAUGAUAUUAUCUUAGGAUCAUAUCAAAUAUUUUACACCUUUUAUCAUUGUAAAUACAUAAAUGGAUAUACUAUAACAUAAAUAUAAGCUAUUCCAGUUUGCGCUCAUUUCUAUCCAUAUACAUCUGAUCUAAACCAUGAUCUAUACACAACAUAUCAAAAAUCUAAUUAUUUCCUUGCAAAACCACUGGGUGACACCUGUAACCAUCUUACAUUAUUUACAGAAAAUGUAAAUCAGGUGUAUACUUAUGCAUGAAAAGCAAAAAUAAAUCUCAUUGUUACAUUGUGGAA
Messenger RNA from Conger conger (European conger), 2482 nucleotides. RefSeq names its product histidine ammonia-lyase-like. The transcript is spliced from 19 exons. Gene Ontology annotation, cellular component: cytoplasm. Gene Ontology annotation, biological process: L-histidine catabolic process. Gene Ontology annotation, molecular function: histidine ammonia-lyase activity. Lineage: Eukaryota; Metazoa; Chordata; Actinopteri; Anguilliformes; Congridae. The coding region runs from base 105 to 1727 and encodes 540 amino acids. The record is from RefSeq and is a predicted model, not a curated record.